CGUUUAGUGACUUAGCUUCUCAUGUUACCAGUGCUAUGGAUACACAGGUUGUUGCAAACCCGGAGGAGAUUGCCAAAUUUUUCCGGGAACACAGUCGAUUCCCAUCUCUCAGUCGGGCUGACGUUGGACCAGUGAUCACCUCUGAGUACGGUGGAAAGUGCAGCAACAUUUAUACAGAAUGGAGUCAGCGUGAUCUGGAGAGGAACGAGAAUGUCAAGUUUUGUCGCCAGUACAUCGUUUUUCACGAUGACAAGUCGGUGGUGUACUCAGGCCCCUCUGGGAACUGUACUGAAAUUAAGGGAGAGCUGCUGAGCAAAGAUUCUCCUUCCGGAGAGAUGAAGGCAGUUGUUCGUGAGUGCUCCAUCAAAGGGGAGGACAAACAGUUCCUGGAGAUCUGGCAUAAGAACAGUAAAAUAAAGAGUCUGAACCUGACUGCACUAAAGAAGCAUGGCAAAGUCUACGAGGAUGAUCAGUUUGGCUGUCUGGUCUGGUCCCACUCGGAGACUCACCUUCUGUACGUGGCAGAGAAAAAACGGCCAAAGACGGAGUCCUACUUUGAGACAGAGUCUGGCGAAUCCAGUUCCCUUGGCGAUGAGGAGGAAACGAUGAAGGUUGAGAAGAAGAGCGAGGUCAUUAAGGGGGACCAGUUUGUGUAUUAUGAGGACUGGGGUGAAGCCCUAGUGAGUAAGAGUAGGCCUGUGCUGUGUGUGUUGGACAUCGAGGGCAGUAACGUCUCUGUGCUGGAGGGAAUCCCAGACAACAUCUCCCCGGGACAGGCUUUCUGGGCUCCUGGCGACACGGGCGUGGUGUUUGUGGGCUGGUGGCACGAGCCCUUUAGACUGGGCUUGAGACAUUGCCCAAACAGAAGGUCCUCUCUGUUUUAUUUGGACCUGACCAGUGGCAGUUAUGAGCUGUUAUCGUCUGAUUCAGAUGCAGUUUGUUCUCCACGGCUGAGCCCAGACAUGUGUAGGAUCGUGUAUCUGCAGUGUGGUGUCUAUGGUCCACAUCAACAGUGCAGUAAACUCUGCAUGUAUGACUGGUACACAAAGAAGACCUCAGUGAUUAUGGAUAUAGUCAACAGACCACGAGAAGAUGGAUUCACUGGGAUAUACAGCUCCAUGCUGUCCUCGCUCUGCUGGUCGGCUGACAGCCAGCGGGUGCUCAUAUCCUGUGCUCAGAGGAGCCGCAAGGAUAUCCUGAUGGUUGAUAUUUCCACGGGCGAAGUGAGAUCUCUAACCUCAAAGUCUGAGUUUGGGAGCUGGUGUCUCUUGACAAUCCAGAGGGACCUGAUGGUGGUGAACUGUUCCUCCCCAAACUGCCCACCCAACCUGAGGGUGGGGUUUCUGCCCCCUCGCGGCUCAGAUGCAGAGGUGUCUUGGGUCACCCUGGAAGAAACGCAGAUCCUGCCAGAAAUUGACUGGCAGAUUCUGAACUUUACCCCGCCUCCUGAGCAGGACAACAGCCAAUACCCUGGCUUGGACUUUGAUGGUAUUCUGCUGAAACCAAAGGAAACCAAAGAGGGGGUGAAAACACCACUCAUAGUCAUCCCACAUGGUGGCCCGCAUUCGGUGUUUGUGGCAGACUGGCUCCUGUCUUCUGCUGUUCUCUGUAGAUUGGGCUUUGCUGUCUUACUGGUGAAUUACCGAGGUUCCCUGGGCUUCGGCCAGGACAGCAUUCUCUCGUUGCCUGGAAACGUGGGCUCCCAAGAUGUCAAGGAUGUGCAGUUUGCUGUGGAGAGCGUGCUGAAGGGAGACGUCUUUGACGAGAGGAAGGUGGCGGUCGUGGGAGGGUCUCACGGUGGCUUCCUGGCGUGCCAUCUGAUUGGCCAGUACCCGGAUUUCUACAAGGCGUGUGUGGCUCAAAACCCUGUUGUUAACAUGGCCUCUAUGGUGGGAAGCACCGACAUCCCUGACUGGUGUAUGGUGGAGGCUGGUAUUGAUUAUAACACUAACUGCAUCCCUGAUCCUGCUCAUUUGGAGAAGAUGUUGAACAAAUCACCCAUCAAACAUGUCACAAAGGUUAAGACACCAGUAUUGUUAACCCUGGGCGAGGAUGACAAACGUGUGCCCAGCAAACAAGGCAUUGAAUACUACAAAUCCCUAAAGGCUCUGCAGGUACCAGUCAGGUUGCUCUGGUACCCGGGCAAUAACCACGCACUGUCCAAAGUUGACUGCGAAUCAGACAGGUUCAUGAACAUUGCCCUGUGGAUCAUCAAGCAUUUCUCCUCUGGGGCAUCAGUCAGUUAACACCCUCCCUCAGGUCCUGUCGCAAGUGGAAAGUCUUCAACUGGCUUUUUCAGGUCGCACUGCAGCACUGCCUGUUUCAGUUUUAGUUGGUACAGGGACUGUUCCAGAAUACACGGUUUUAACAUCUGCUCUGUAACAAGGUUAUUAUAGCAAUGGUGUUGACGUGAGCUCUUUAAAGCACUUAUCAUUAACGGGCUUGUUCAUGUGACAAAGGGUGAUUCUUUUUUUAAUGAUUAAUUUCUGUUUAGGUGGUUCCCUUGCAAGAGAUUCAACAAAUAGUCCAAAGCAAGCAUUUCUCAAACCCAGACUUACUUCAACCAGCUGCUCACAGGGAGUGCUAUGAUAUUAAUUGUCACAAAACUUUAUGGUGCACACUCCUCUUGUUUCGGAUUGUUUGUCGAGUUGUUACUUUCAUAUUUUCUUUCCAAGUUUGACAUAUCCAACGACUUCCUUUUACACAAAAUCAUUUGCAUAAACAGUCAUCUGUCGAUUAUUACUGUUCUUUCUAGAAAUUCUGCCCAAUGUGACUAAUCUAGAUAUUCAGACAAAUUCUAUCCACUGGUGAGGGUUUUUAACAAUCCCAUUCUCCUCCAAAAUAUUAUUAAUUUGUGAACUUGUCAUCUGGUGGUAGACAUGAUUUUAGGCUUUGACUUACGUCCUAAGCCAAAGCCUAGUCCUUUAGGCUAACAUUAAGAAGCAGAACAGGCUGUAACUGUCUGCUGAGCUUUACACACUACCAGAGCCUCAUGUGUGCUUCACCCGAGACUGCUGUAGAAGCAUGAACCUUUAUUCUAAUGAUUUUUGAUGUCACAGUUAACCAUGGAUGUUUUUCAAUAAAAUUCUCUC
Messenger RNA from Chanos chanos (milkfish), 3092 nucleotides. RefSeq names its product acylamino-acid-releasing enzyme. NCBI's taxonomy places the organism in Eukaryota, Metazoa, Chordata, Actinopteri, Gonorynchiformes, Chanidae. The record is from RefSeq and is a predicted model, not a curated record. The transcript is spliced from 23 exons. Gene Ontology annotation, molecular function: serine-type endopeptidase activity. Gene Ontology annotation, biological process: proteolysis. The coding region runs from base 36 to 2246 and encodes 736 amino acids.